UGGAUGAUCCACAGCUGCCCUCAGGAGCUCUGAUAGACCAGGCCAAACACCUGGGCAACCUGGCCUUCAACAUCUGGAACAAGAUGAAGGACAUGGUCUCCUACACUCCUCUCAUUCUGGACCCAAACACUGCUCAUCCAAGACUCAUCCUGUCUGAAGAUCUGACCAGUGUGAGACUCGGAGAGAGACAGCAGCUUCCUGACAAUCCAGAGAGGUUUGAUGAACUCCGCUCUGUCCUGGGCUCUGAAGGCUUUAACUCAGGGACUCACAGCUGGGAUGUCGAGGUUGGAGACAGUACAGUCUGGUUUCUGGGUGUGUCAGCAGAGUCUGUCCAGAGAAAGGGAGACAACAUAGAGUCUGGAUUAUGGGUAAUUGAGUUCUUUGAAGGUAAAUACUCAGCAUGGUCACCACCAGCUCCACCCACUGUUCUCAGAGUUCAGAAGAAGCCCCAGAGGAUCAGAGUGGAUCUGGACUGGAACAGAGGAAAGCUGUCGUUCUCUGAUCCUGAUACUAACACACACAUACACACCUUCACACACACUUUCACUGAGAGGAUGUUUCCAUCCAUUUACACUUUAGAUGAGUUGAAGCUGUCAGCAGUGAAGGUCUGUGUGACAGUGGAACAGAGCAGUUAG
Messenger RNA from Micropterus dolomieu (smallmouth bass), 635 nucleotides. RefSeq names its product nuclear factor 7, ovary-like. Gene Ontology annotation, molecular function: protein binding. Lineage: Eukaryota; Metazoa; Chordata; Actinopteri; Centrarchiformes; Centrarchidae. The transcript has a single exon. The record is from RefSeq and is a predicted model, not a curated record. Bases 84 to 635 code for a protein of 183 amino acids.